AUGUGGCCACUGCUCAAGACGGUCAUCGAAGCCCACAACGCAGUGGUGGUUAUUGCCCUGUUCGACUGGCGGUGCGGGGUUCCAGGCCCGGGAGACGGCAGCAUGGACGACCCGACGUACUAUGGGCUGAGCUCCGAAAUCCGGAAAAGUAUCGAACGAGGCUUCGCCCCGCCAGAUUCGCCACUUGCUCCACAUUCUGCUUUGAUGCACCGAAGAAGACUGAGGCAGAGAGCGACGGAGGAGUGGAAGCGCUUGGAACUUCUACCCACACCAGAAAGACGACAGCCACCCAUAAGCACAGGACGAGUUGGUGAUAAUGUACUAGGGGAAGAGGGUGGUCGAGUUCUGUCUGUGGACGACCAUCAAUAUCAAGGGUCUACUCCUACCGUUGAUGUCGUUGAUGAGCAACAAGCGCGAAUUGAUGACGAGCGUGUUGACCGAAAUGCAAAGGACAUGGAGGACCAUCAUCGCAACUAUUUUCAGAAUGUUGGACGACCUUUUUUUCUAGAUGAGCAGCGGCGCUGCCCUUUGGCGUUUGGCGAGAAAGACACACUUCAGAGAGCAAAAGACGAAGUGGAGUGGCUUCGCACGUGGGUCGAAAACGAUGGUGGAGGUGGCGCGCGUCGGUCACUGCAGGUUUUGCUAAACUGCGACACGCCAGCUCUAGCUUGCAUCCGAUAUUGGGACCGGGACGAACCCUUGAGUUUUGACUUGGACUUUGAGAAGUAUAGAAACACAAGCGCCGCAGACCUGGCUGCAACAGUGCGCGCAACGCGGAUGUCCGACAACAGCGCAGCAGAGGGGAGAUGGGGUAGGACUGUGUUGCAAGCGCAGGACAUAGAGCGACGGGCACGUGAAUUACUCAGUCUUCCAGAAACUACGCAGAUGCGUUGUGUGUGGCUUCAGGACGAAGCGACGGAAGAACUCCUGGCGCCACCUGCUGAAGCACCUUCCUCAAGAAUUCUCACAGAAAACGGCGUGGAGCACGUUUUGAGCGAUAUGCUUUCUCGCGUGAAGUAG
Messenger RNA from Amoebophrya sp. A25, 1020 nucleotides. NCBI's taxonomy places the organism in Eukaryota, Dinophyceae, Syndiniales, Amoebophryaceae. The record is from the annotation of a GenBank genome assembly.